AUGUCGAGCCCUCAAGAACCCACUGGCGAUAACAGUCGCAAGAACUUUGAGCAAAUCACCUUCAGAUUCUGCUCAGAGUGCUCAAACAUGCUGUAUCCCAAGGAGGAUCCAGACUCCCACAAACUCCAGUUUACCUGCAGAACCUGUCAGUACACUGAAGGAGCCACCUCGACGUGCGUUUUCAGAAACUUGAUGAACAACGCUGUCGGUGAGACCGCCGGUGUCACUCAAGAUGUCGGCUCGGAUCCUACGGUUAGUCAAUUAUCUCCUACUAUCGUGGCCCUUGAGUCGUCCCAGACCAGUGUUUGGGGUGAGUAUAUUCGCACUUACCAUGCCGCCGUCAUGGCGCAUGCAGAGGAGCUUGAUGAGCUUGUCGAGCUUUCCCAUGAGGAAUUCGUCAUAAAGAACAAGAACUUGGCGCGUAGCCUCGGCGAAGUUCAGAUUCUGGGUGAUGAUUUUGACAAGGCUGUUGCCGACCUCGCAUGGGCCGCCACAUACAAGUGUCUUGACUCCGUCGCCCAAGCAGCAAUGGACGAGGAUUACGUCCGGCGAUUUACGGAAGGCGAUAAUCAGAGCAACUGCUUUGAUGGCGACGACUUACAGGGUUUCUUGUUUGACGGCGACGACAUAGACCCUCCCGAAGCCUGCGACGACUCGGAUGCAACUGCAUCUUAUCGAUUUUCUUGGUAG
Pestalotiopsis fici W106-1 is the source of this 690-nucleotide messenger RNA. RefSeq lists its product as uncharacterized. The record is from RefSeq and is a predicted model, not a curated record. Gene Ontology annotation, cellular component: RNA polymerase II, core complex. NCBI's taxonomy places the organism in Eukaryota, Fungi, Ascomycota, Sordariomycetes, Amphisphaeriales, Sporocadaceae. Gene Ontology annotation, molecular function: DNA-directed RNA polymerase activity. Gene Ontology annotation, biological process: maintenance of transcriptional fidelity during transcription elongation by RNA polymerase II; transcription initiation at RNA polymerase II promoter; transcription-coupled nucleotide-excision repair. Bases 1 to 690 code for a protein of 229 amino acids. The transcript has a single exon.